AUGUUGGAAAGGCAAAUUGACAACCACCAAGCCUCUACUUCUAGUACCCAAGUCACGGGCAAAUUGCCCGCUUUCCCUGAAAAUCCACGAGAGCAUGUUAAUGCCAUUGUAACAAGGAGUGGCAAGGAACUUAAAGGACCAUCUUUUACAAUUGACAAGCUAAUGCCAAAUGGAAUGAGUAGUGGAGGAAUUGAAGAAGAAGUUGAAAAAGAGGAAGCUACUCAUGACAAAAAUGAUGGGUUGAAGCUGGAGAGGAGUUACGUACCACCAUUACCAUUCCCCCAAAAAUUUCAAUGUCAAACUAAAGAGUGUAGAUGGAAGAAAUUCUUGAAUUUGGUUGAAAAUUUGAAUGUGUCUAUCCCUUUGCUUGAUUUACUCACUCAAGUGCCUUCUUAUGGAAAGUUUUUAAGGGAGAUUUUCUCAAGGAAAAGAAAAUUUGGUGCUCAAGAAAUGAUUGCAAUGACACAAGAAUGCCGAGCCCUAAUAAAUGAUGAGGGAAAGUUUCCUACCAAGCUUAGAGAUCUGGGAAGAUUCACAAUUCCAUGUGUUAUUGGAGGGUUGACCAUUAAUAGAUCACUUUGUGAUCUAGGAGUGAGUGUUAAUGUAUUGCCCUUAUCUUUGUGCAAAAGGUUAAAUUUGGGAGAACCAAAGCCGGUUGAACUCACCCUUGAAUUUGCCGACCGGUCAACCAAAAGUCCUAUUGGAAUACUUGAAGAUGUCCCGGUUCGGGUGGACAAAUAUUUCGUGCCUUGUGAUUUCAUUGUUAUGGAUAUUAGAGAAGACCCAUGUUUUCCAAUCAUAAUGGGGCGACCUUUCUUGGCAACAACAGGGGCUAUGAUUGAUGUGAGGAAGGGAUCAAUAAUUUUUUACUUUGGAGAAGAAAAAGUUGCAUUUAAUGUGUUUGAUGAGCCUAAAUCUCCUUGUGUUGAAAAGUGUUUUGUGGUUGAUGUGAUUGAAGGCAAGAUUCAUGAUGAAGGUGAAUAUUUUGAUCCCAAUGUUGGAAGGGCACUUGAUGAGCGGCUUCAAUUGUGGAAAAAUUUUCAAGUCAUGGAGGUGCUACUUUUGUUCAGAGGGAGAAGAACCACAUGGUGGAGAAAGUUGAACAAGGAUAUGUUUUGGGACUCAAAACUUGUGAUAGGAACUUCAUUGAGGCUAGUUAUGGUGGUAGCCUCACGGAUCACCCAGGAUGAACUAUGA
Messenger RNA from Ipomoea triloba (trilobed morning glory), 1197 nucleotides. RefSeq lists its product as uncharacterized. Bases 1 to 1197 code for a protein of 398 amino acids. The record is from RefSeq and is a predicted model, not a curated record. The transcript has a single exon. Lineage: Eukaryota; Viridiplantae; Streptophyta; Magnoliopsida; Solanales; Convolvulaceae.